AUGGUAAAUUACGUAGAUAGGACCGGUUUUUUUAUGAGCCAAGUAAAUCAGAGUUCUAACGUAAAUUCGUCUCCAGAACAGAAAACGGCAGAAAACACACAGCUCAACGCGGAUGCAGACCUGAUUUAUAAAGAGCUCGCAAAAGCACAGUCUAAACUAUCCGAAUUAUCGCAAUUGGCCAAAAAGAGAAGCCUCUACGUGGACAACACAAGCUUAAUAGAGAAUUUAACUUCUGAAAUUAAAUCAAUAAUAACAUACACAUCAAACUCAAUAGAUUCCUUUGAAAAACGCGCAAACACAUACAAAUUCAGAAACAAUGACUCCAAGAAGCAUUACAAUAACAUCAUCUCACAGCUCAGAAACGAGAUAGUUGAAAUAACUAAGAGUUUCAAAGAGACGCUACAUCACAGAGCACAAGUGAUGCUGGAGCAGGAGAACAGGAGGAAGCUCUACUCGAACACGGAACUGUACAACCAAAGCUGGGGAGGAAACAGGCAGAGAUUCAUGCUACAGCAAGAUGUUGAGGCGGAGCAGCUGGACCUAGAAAGCGGCAUCACGGUCAAACCGUCCAGUUCGGUGAUAUCAGACGCACGCGCAGAGGCCCUUGCAAAUGUGCAACGCGCCAUCGGCGACCUAACUCAGAUUUUUCAAAAGGUCACCACGUACGUGGUCCAGCAGGACGAAAUGAUAAACCGCAUCGACUUCGACACUGAAGUUUCCCUCAGCAAUGUGAAAACAGCUAAAAACGAGCUCAUGAAGUACUACCGGAGAAUUUCAUCCAAUCGUGGCCUAGUGAUCAAGAUUAUUCUCCUCGUGGCUGUGUUGGUCGCUAUGUACAUAAUCUUCGUAUUGUAA
Molecule: messenger RNA, 855 nt
Organism: Theileria orientalis strain Shintoku
Lineage: Eukaryota; Apicomplexa; Aconoidasida; Piroplasmida; Theileriidae
Product: syntaxin 5
Exons: 4
Coding region: 1-855 (284 amino acids)
Biological process (GO): intracellular protein transport; vesicle fusion; endoplasmic reticulum to Golgi vesicle-mediated transport
Cellular component (GO): Golgi membrane; endomembrane system; SNARE complex
Molecular function (GO): SNARE binding; SNAP receptor activity
Source: RefSeq, a predicted model, not a curated record